AUGCCGCUGGGCUACCACGAGACGGAUAUCAUCCACAACUCUUUCAACCGGGAGGCCAGUUUGAAGGGGCCUCCGCUAAACGCGUCGGUGUCAAUCACAAUGCAAGCUGCAGCAGUCUCCCAAGAGAUCUUCCGUUGCCGUUGCGCGAGUGCAAGCAAUUUUGACGUAAGCCUGGAAGGUAUCUCAAGCCUGUGUACCUCCAAGGGCGGAGAGAUUGAGAGCGCAGGCUUGUGCGUCAAGGUGCCCUCCAGAUUUACAAACGACGAGUGCACAAAGGUCGAAGCCGGGGCCAAGGGCGACUGUAUCGUCGACACCACCUCCGGCGGGUCCACCAGCUCCGUGUCGUCGCCCGCCGCUACGGCACAAGCUACUGCGAAGCCUAGAGCCGUCGAUCCUCAAGCUUGGGUGGCCUAG
Colletotrichum costaricense is the source of this 414-nucleotide messenger RNA. RefSeq lists its product as uncharacterized. The coding region runs from base 1 to 414 and encodes 137 amino acids. The record is from RefSeq and is a predicted model, not a curated record. The transcript has 2 exons. NCBI's taxonomy places the organism in Eukaryota, Fungi, Ascomycota, Sordariomycetes, Glomerellales, Glomerellaceae.